Molecule: messenger RNA, 973 nt
Organism: Sebastes umbrosus (honeycomb rockfish)
Lineage: Eukaryota; Metazoa; Chordata; Actinopteri; Perciformes; Sebastidae
Gene: kifl
Product: kinesin-like protein KIN-14I
Exons: 8
Coding region: 194-973 (259 amino acids)
Biological process (GO): microtubule-based movement
Molecular function (GO): ATP binding; microtubule motor activity; microtubule binding
Source: RefSeq, a predicted model, not a curated record
UCAUUAAAAUAUUUUGGGAUUUUCAAUUCAUAUAAAUUAAAAUGUUUCAUCUUUCUGGGCUUUUCAGGCUUUAAAAUGAUUUGAACCCUCUUUUCUCUGCAGAUUUUGGACUAAUCCAGUUGCAUAUUCUCACCUACAAAGACCAAAAAAAGAACAAAAGUAGUGACAGCCAGCUCACAGUUAUAUACACACAAUGUACCAGGACUCUUCUGGAGCGGAGAAUGGAUCUUACUCACUGACCUUCUUGGGAAAGAAAGUAGGGAGACAUCACUCUGUGGCCCCUGCAGGCAAACAACGCGCCUGGGAGACAACUAACCGGUCUACCUGCCCUGAGGACCCUGUGUUGUCCUCACGGCCUGGACGGGUCCCCGUCACAGCGCAGGUGCUGGGGGAUUUACCAGGCAGCGUACCAGAGCUGAAGGAUGAGAGGCCAUGUCCAAUAAUUCACAACACACAGUUUGACCAAGACAAACUGGACCAGAUGAAUGUGGAGAGUUCCCGCUCCCAUCUCAUCGUCUGCAUCAUGGUGGAGAGCAGGAAUCUGACCAAUGGGAGCGUGAGUACCGGGAAGCUGAGCCUCGUGGACCUGGCAGGCAGUGAGAGGGCAGCCAAGACCGGUGCCAAGGACCACCAGCUAAAGGAGGCUAACUCCAUUAACAAGUCUCUGAGUGCCCUGGGUGAUGUGAUCUCAGCCUUGUCUGCUGAACUGCCACAUGUACCAUACAGGAAUAGCAAGCUGACACAGAUGAUGCAGGACUCCCUGGGUGGAAACGCCAAAACCCUCAUGAUCGUCAACAUCUCGCCUUCAGAAUGCAACCUUGAUGAGACGCUAACAUCUCUCGUCUAUGCGACCAGAGUGAAGGCCAUAACCAACAACGCUCAAAGACAUGUGGACAGCAAAGAGAUUGCCCAGCUGAAAGAGGUGAUCACGAGGCUGAGGUCAGGACAGGCAGUGGACGAGGAGGACGUUUGA